UUGGAUUUAAUCGUUUGAUUACUUUUUUCUCAGACUUCCAACGGCCGGUCAAGACCUUUUACGAGACAGAAGCAAGAGCGUCCUGCUGAAGAAGGAUGCCGCUACACGUGAUGACCAAGGACAGACAAAUACAGAACAAUUGUUGCGGAUGAAUAUUGGAAAAAGUCGGAACAACGAAGAUGUAGAAAUGAGAAGAAGAAUAGGAGAUGUAAAUUACUUGGAAGAAAGAACUGGUGAUGAAGGUAGUGGUAAUCAAAAGCAAAGAAAAGAGAGAGAAGAGGAAGUUUGUGAUGAGGAAAUGCAGGUGGCAGAAGAAGAAAAUAAGGAGAGAGCAGAAGAGAGUGUGAUUAUCAGAAGCAAUAAUAGAGAAAAUAUGAAGAGUCUCCCUGAUUAUGUCUCACCUUUGAAUUACAUGCAGAAAUCCAAUGUCAGCAACGUGAGAGAUGAUUCAAAAAAGUUGAUAUACUGUCCAUACGACCUGAUGGGGAGCUGCCUUGACGAAACCUGUCCGUACCUGCACUCGGCCAGAAAGUCGGCUCAAGGUCAGCUGAAGGGCGGCCCAAGGUCAUCCAGCACGUGAUGUAUUCUCAUAUUGAGUUACGCUUAUCAGAAUCCUAUAAUUCAUACCCUGAUAUCGCACUGAACAUUCAAAUAAUGUUAUUCAAGUUGAAAUAAUUACUUGUAUUUUCCAUUCAUCUCUAAUGAGCUUACAGUAUUGUUAUUCUUGAAUAUGAGUUUAUAUAUAUUUUUUUUCUUAAUACAAGCAGUCUAAUGAUGUACUGCUCAAUUUCAAAUUUAUUAUCAGUGAACUAAUUUUUAUUAGUUCGAAAGUUAGCUUACUGAACUUUUUAAAUUUAUUACUUGGUUUUGUUUUGUAUUUCAUAUUAUGUUAUCAAAUCCCAACGUUAGUAGACAGAAGGUUGAUCACUCACAAGUGUAAGAUUCAAAGUGGUGGGGGGAACGCCAGCG
This is a messenger RNA of Nilaparvata lugens (brown planthopper), 969 nucleotides long. RefSeq lists its product as uncharacterized. The transcript has 2 exons. Bases 149 to 580 code for a protein of 143 amino acids. Lineage: Eukaryota; Metazoa; Arthropoda; Insecta; Hemiptera; Delphacidae. The record is from RefSeq and is a predicted model, not a curated record.